Molecule: messenger RNA, 5433 nt
Organism: Sphaeramia orbicularis (orbiculate cardinalfish)
Lineage: Eukaryota; Metazoa; Chordata; Actinopteri; Kurtiformes; Apogonidae
Gene: mcf2la
Product: mcf.2 cell line derived transforming sequence-like a
Exons: 32
Coding region: 192-3686 (1164 amino acids)
Biological process (GO): intracellular signal transduction; positive regulation of Rho protein signal transduction
Cellular component (GO): cytoplasm
Molecular function (GO): protein binding; guanyl-nucleotide exchange factor activity
Source: RefSeq, a predicted model, not a curated record
CCCCGUGCAGUGACAGCUCAGUGAGCGGCUCAAGUGCUCGUCUGUGUCGGAAUGGACUGGCUGAACUUCCACCGUGAUGUUUUCUGACGAAGUGCGGUAGUGUCUGAAUGUGUGUUAACUGUGCGUGGGUGGGUGUACGUGAGGGUUUGUGUACAUGUGUGUGAGGGGGGCAUACAUGUACCGGCAAAAUCAUGGCUCUGAAUCGAGUGUCCCAGCUCUGCCACGAUAUCACCAGACUGUGGCUGCAACUCAAGAUGAUGACAGAUGAAAUCCUGCAGAGUGAUGAGGGCACACUGUGCGCAGCAGAAAUCGGCUCUGAACUGGAGAAACAGUUUGCAAUCCUUCCAGGGGGCCGUGGGAUGAACGGCGGCCCCAUCAUCGUCUUCCCAGAAUUCCCGGCUUUCGGAGAGCUGGGGGAGGAGGAGCUACAAAACGUCCUGGCCUACCUGACCAGUGUGCCCAGCGUUGCAGCAUCAGGAGUGGGUUUCAUCCUGAUCAUCGACAGACGACUGGACCGAUGGGCUGCCGUCAAGGCCACCCUGCUCCGCAUCGCAGGCUCAUUUCCAGGGAACUUGCACUUAGUUCUGGUGUUACGUCCCACUACGUUAUUCCAGCGGACACUGUCGGACUUCCUCUUCAAGUUCAACAAGGAUGAGUUCAAAAUGAAGGUGCCGAUUGUUAUGCUGAGUUCGGUCACUGAGCUCCAUGCUUAUAUCGACCCAGGACAACUGACCACAGAUUUGGGGGGCACGCAGGAAUAUUGCCAUGAAAGCUGGAUCUCACACCGCACCGCCAUCGAGGCGUUCGCCCUAAUGGUGAAGACCACAGCCCAGACCUUGCAGGCGUUUGGCACAGAACUGGCAGAGACAGAAUUACCCAACGAUGCCGAGGCCACCACCAACCUGCUGCACACACACACCCUGAAGAAAGACAAAAUGAAGGAGGACUUGCGGGUGGCGCUGUCUCAAGGUGGACGUCUAUUAGAAUGCAUCAACGAGCCUCUCCAAACAGACCCUGAAUACAGCAUGACUCACGAUGAGAUGGAAAACUUAGUGACUGUACAGAGACUCCUCGGGCAGCUCGAUGAAACCGAGACAGCAUUUGAUGAUUUCUGGGAACGUCACCACACAAAGCUGGAACAGUGUUUGCAGCUCCGUCAUUUUGAAAUGCACUUCCGUGAAGUGCGUGCCCAGCUUGAUAUCACAUCGGAGCGGCUGUCUGGUUUCUCUGAGGUCAGCGUAAGCCCCGCCCAUGCUGAGCAUGUUCUCCGAGAGCUCAGUAGUCAUGAGGAUAAAGCCUGUGAGGUACUAGACCGAGCCCUGUCCCUGGCCUGUGACGGUGACAGGCUGAUAGAAAACUCCCACUAUGCGGAGGACUCCAUCAGGCCGAAGUGCAGUGAGCUGAAAGGAGUGUGUGAGGAGAUCAACUCCACUCUGAGGAGUAAGAAGAACUUCCUGCUCAGGGCCAUGGAGCUCCAUCAUGCUCUGGAGAAGGCCUCGCGGUGGUGUGAGGAGGGCAUCUUCCUGUUGGCGAGUCAGCCAGUGGACCGCUGUCAGUCUCAGGAUGGAGCUGAGGCAGCUCUGCAGGAACUGGAGCGAUACCUGGACACAGCACUGCUGCACACCCUCGCUGACCGCAGCGCCAUCUGCUGCCAGUACGAGGCGGUGCUCACCACUCAGCUCAGGGACCAGGUGGAGAAAGUUUUCCAGAAGCAAAGCUCUGUCCAGGAGAUGUUUGAAAAAAGACGUGUCAGCCUGAAGAAACUUGCCGCCAAACAGACCAGACCAGUGCAGCCAGUAGCACCAAGACCUGAAGUCAAGUCUCCACAGUCCUCUCCCAAUCAACAGAGAAAAGAGAGAAGAUUAUCUGCAGACAAUGUCAUAUGCAAAAAGGUGGAAUCUCCGCUUCAAAAUGGUGGAACCAGACAUGCAUCUUUGUCAGAAGAAGAGGAAAAUCUGGCUGUUCUCCGUCGGCACGUAAUGAAUGAGCUACUGGAGACGGAAAGAGCGUAUGUGGACGAGCUACUGUGCGUACUGGAGGGCUAUGCAGCAGAGAUGGACAACCCCACCAUGGCUCACCUCAUCCCCAGCACCCUGCUCAGCAAGAAAGACAUCCUGUUUGGAAACAUGUCUGAAAUCUACCAGUUCCAUAAGAGGACAUUUCUGAAAGAUCUGGAAGCCUACACUGACUGCCCUGAAUUGGUGGGCCGCUGCUUUUUAGAGAGGAUGAAGGACCUGCAGAUAUACGAGGCGUACUGCCAAAAUAAACCACGCUCUGAGAGCUUGUGGAGGCAGUGCUCCGACUGUGCCUUCUUUCAGGAGUGCCAGAAGAAGCUGGAACAUAAACUUGGGUUGGACUCCUACCUCCUUAAACCUGUCCAGAGAAUCACCAAGUACCAGCUGCUGCUUAAGGAACUGUUGAAGUACAGUAAGGGCUGUGAUGGCUGUGAUGACCUGCAGGAGGCGCUCUCCUCCAUAUUGGGGAUCCUGAAAGCUGUUAAUGACUCCAUGCAUCUGAUAGCUAUCACUGGAUACGAGGGUAACCUGUCAGAGCUGGGUCGUCUGCUGAUGCAGGGCUCUUUCAGUGUGUGGACGGAGCAUAAGAAAGGUCACGCAAAGGUCAAAGAUCUGGCCAGGUUUAAGCCCAUGCAGAGGCACCUGUUUCUGCACGAGAAAGCCCUGCUCUUCUGUAAGAGGAGGGAGGAGAACGGAGAGGGUUAUGAGAAAGCGCCGUCCUACAGCUUCAAACACUCCCUCAGUAUGAGUGCGGUGGGCAUCACAGAGAACGCCAAAGGAGAUAAUAAAAAGUUUGAGAUCUGGUGCAACUCCAGAGAAGAAGUCUUUAUAGUGCAGGCUCCAACAGCUGAGAUCAAAACAGCCUGGGUGAAUGAAAUCCGCAAAGUUCUCACUCAACAACUCCAAGCCUGCAGAGAAGCAAGUCAGCAGAAGAGCUCAGACCUUGUUUCUGCGAGUCCCACCAGCAACAACACCUCCAUCUCCCUCAGUCCCUUUCGUAGCAGCCAGAAAAACCAGAAGAAACAGGAGGAGAAAAAGACGGAGCCAAGCCUGAACUCGGACCUCAACUCUUGCUCUUCGCCCAAACACAAAGAUGAGCCAGUGACCAGUCCAACUACUGACAGGUCCGCAGUUGCAAAAAAGCGUUUUACUUUGCAGGGCUUCAGCAACCUCAAGAGUCCAAAAGGCUCCGCCCUGAGCCCCGAGCACAACACCAAACGCCACAUGGUCAAGAGUGACCCCACCCCUUUUGGGUUCAAAGCAGGCUGGAACAAGGCGUCUCUCUCGGUGGAUGCCUCAGAGGAGAAUGAUGGGUACUCCAGCGGCGAGGACCCCAUGAAUUCUGACACUGAGGAGGAGGGAUUAAAGAAGUUGGCUCCUGGAAAGUACACAGUGGUAGCUGACUGUGAGAAGGCGGGGCCUCAGGAGCUGUCUGUCAAAAGUGGAGAUACAGUCCAGCUAAUCAAAGAAGGAGAGGAGGGACAAUGGUUUGUGAAGAACCUUCGGAGCAGUAAAGAGGGCUGGGUGGCUGCAGCAAACCUCCUCAGUCUCAUCUCAGAGUCUAAGUCAUCACAGUCCCUCAGCAGCUCAGAUGGCAGUGUCUCUGGGAACCUCAGCACCUCCUCGAGCUGCAGUGAGACCUACACCAGCUACUCUGACAUCAAACCAUGACCUGACUUGAGAUCAGAGCCUGGCUGCACCUUCCAACAUAAAACCAUCACACAGGUGGUUUUACAAUGCUGACUCAGACCCGAGGACAAACUCAAAUAUGCACCUGCAUCAUUUCAGUAAAACUUAAAUCACAAAUCUCUCCCUAUCUGUGAAUAUCAACAGUGUUUUGGCUGAGUUAAGUACUGUACACCCUCUGUCAUCUGUCAGUCUACAGUAGAACAAAACAAAGACAAAAAAGAUUUACUCAACAGCCAGAUUUAGAGAAAGGAAACAUCACCUACUGGCUACUUAAAUUAAUAAAAUAUCAGCACAUUGGGUCCAAAUGGAGGUGUUUUCACAGUAUCUCCAUAGACAGGAAAUCCAUCAGGAUCACCUCAAACUAAGAAAAUGACUGAACUCGCUGAAUAUUUCUGAAUCCCUGCAAUUUUGUAGCAUUAAAACACAGUAAUCUAAAGAAUCUCUGCACUAAUGACAAGCUGUCGACCCCCUUCAUUCUGGUGUGAGACGUUUCAAUCAGACUAUGUUGGCUUUAGUGUCAGACAUUAAUCGUAUACACUGUGAAAACUGGCAGCUGGCUACACCGAGAAAAAUGCUCUCAACGUGUCUCGGAGCACCAAUGAGCAGGUCACAUCUUACUGUACGUCUUAGUACGCAGGAUGUGUGCAAGUUGAGACUGAUAACUUUUUAUGUCUGACAAACUUGUGGGCUUCCAGUGGUGUAAAACAUUAGUGGGUUUCACAUUUUUUACUGGAUACUGGCACUUUACUGCACUCACACACACAAGAAAAAAUAGUAUUUGGGUAAUUAUUUCCUGUAGAAUAAAUAAAAUUUGCCUACCAGCGCUAAAUCUUUGUAAUUUGCAUAUUACAUCAUUUAUUGUUUUACAUGAUUGUGUUAUGUUCUUAGAUAGCUACAGUGACCCCUAAUUAAGAAAUAAAUCAGGCCAUUACACCUAAAAAACUAAUUUUUUUUAGACAUGACAUGUUAAUUUGUUGCAUGAGUGGUGGUUUGCAGAUUAUAUACUGGUGAAUAAUUGAGACCAAAGACAAUGGCAAAAAAACAAAUCUACUGUAUUUAGAAAGUGAGUUCAGUAAAGCUGUCACGUGUUUAAGAUUACUCUCUCCCAUCACCUACAGCCCUAGACGGGUCUGAUGUUUACACCUGUUCAACCACAUGUAAGUACAAAUCACUUAUAACAACAGUGGAACCACUUCUAAACCUCUUUCUCCUCAGACAGACUGUCUAACUCGCCUCUGUACUGCUCUGGAUUUACCUCUCAGGAAGCCCAAGAAGUUGUGUGGGCAGGCAGGUGUGACUGCAUACCUGCAUGUGUAGACUAAAUGUCUUUGUGUGUGAAUUCCUACACAAAUGUGCUGGAGAAUGAAGCCAACUGAAAGGCUGUUACAUUAGAUUUUUACAGAAUUGUAAUACAAAAUCGAUGAGGAUGAACUCUUUUGAAUAUUUGCCCCAUCUUGAGAAGCACUAAUCAAACAGCGGUCGUACGUAAAUCACUGCUUCGAGUUCCUUUUUGUCUCUGCUCACCUAUCUUUGGUCUACACCGCAGGAACAAAAGCGAGCUUUGUGCGCUCACUCUGCUCCCAGCCCCGCUCAGGCAUGUGAUGGUAGCCACUUUGCUAACCAGGACCUGCUCAACAUGUUUGCACCACCAGCACCAGCUUGAGAGCAAUAUUUGUUUACGUGACACCAUAAUGUAGCUGAUUAAUCUGGUUAACAUGGCGCAAGAAAA